This is a messenger RNA of Hippocampus comes (tiger tail seahorse), 6869 nucleotides long. It is a transcript of the gene dock6, whose product is annotated as dedicator of cytokinesis 6. Gene Ontology annotation, molecular function: guanyl-nucleotide exchange factor activity. The transcript has 50 exons. Gene Ontology annotation, biological process: positive regulation of GTPase activity; small GTPase-mediated signal transduction. The record is from RefSeq and is a predicted model, not a curated record. NCBI's taxonomy places the organism in Eukaryota, Metazoa, Chordata, Actinopteri, Syngnathiformes, Syngnathidae. The coding region runs from base 217 to 6567 and encodes 2116 amino acids. Gene Ontology annotation, cellular component: cytosol.
CUUGACUUUGGCUCGCCUCCGGGCCUCUAGGAGGAACAAGGGAUCCCGGCCAGGUUCCCAGCGUGGACUCAAGAGGAAGCGCUCGCUCGGUUUCUUUUUUUUCCCCCUUUCGCACUCCUCACCACUAAAACACACAACACCGGACGGGACGGGAGUGAAAGUACGAGAGUCUCCCCCGCUCGUCUUUGACGAGUAACUGUUACAUGGGGACACGCCAUGACGUCCACAACGAGCGAAAGGCGGGCGUUUGCUCACAAAAUCAACCGGACCGUCGCUGCAGAGGUUCGGAAGCAAAUGUCCCGAGAGUACGGCUCUCCCCUAAUGUCCAAAAAGAGAGGAGCCCUGUACCAUCCCCUACCCCUCACAGAGGUAGUGGAGCCAGUGGAUUUUGAGGAAUAUGUUAGUAGUCAUGCUCCUGGGGUGGAGCCCGAUUCCCUUAGGCAGCUCAUGGAGUUCCCCCAGGACGACCUGGAGCUCCACCACAUGGACAAAGAGUGUACCACGCUGGAGCCUCCGCUGCCUGAGGAGGAAUACGCACUGGAUCCCAGAGUGAGAGAUGCCUUGGCUGUCUACACAGAUGACUGGCUUGUCAUUCAGAGAAAAUAUCAGUGCCAUAGCACCAUACACAGGCCGCACAGCUCCGAGCGACAGCGGGAGCGGCAGCGAGGCCUGCUCAAACAGAACUUUGAACUGGAUGAGGCCACCGACGAACGCCAAGACGACCAGGAUGAUGCAAAGCGGCGGUCCACCUCCAUCGAUGAGACACCACGGGGAAGCUGGGCGUCCAGUAUCUUUGACCUAAAGAACUCGGCCCCUGACAUGCUCCUGCCAUCCGUGCUAGAGCGCACAGGGCCUGAAGAUAUGGACUGCCACAAUACAGAGGCUCGCCUCCAGGGACGCCAUAGUGACCUGAUGGGUCUGUACCCGCCCCCUGACGAGGACGAAGCGGUGGAGCGAUGCUCUGUCCCCGAAGUGCCCAAAGAACACUGCGGCCAGAGAAUCAUGGUCAAGUGUCUCUCUCUCAAAUUUGAGAUUGAAAUCGAACCAAUAUUUGGAUCGCUCGCCCUGUAUGAUGUCAAGGAGAAAAAAAAGAUUUCAGAAAAUUUUUACUUCGACCUGAACUCUGACCAGAUGAAAAGCCUGCUCAAGCCCCACACGCCUCACAUCGCCAUUUCCACACUGGCACGCUCGGCCAUUUUUUCCAUCACAUACCCGUCCGCCGAUAUCUUCUUGGUCAUUAAGCUGGAAAAAGUGCUUCAGCAAGGAGACAUCGGAGAGUGCUGUGAACCGUACAUGGUCAUGAAGGAAUCCGACUCUUCUAAGCAUAAGGAGAAGCUGGAGAAACUGCGUCUGCAGGCAGAGCAGUCUUGCAAUCGUCUUGGCUGCUUCCGCAUGCCUUUCGCGUGGACGGCCAUUCACCUUAUCAACAUCGUCAGUAGCGUGGGAAGCCUGGACCGCUCGGACCCCGACUCCGACUCUGAGCGCAAAGGCCACGGCACGUGGAACGAGAAGAAGAAGAGGGGAUUUGAGCGGAUGAGCGUCGGCGACGACAUGUGUAACUUUGCCACAUUCCGUCCAGCAACACUGACCGUCACCAACUUCUUCAAGCAGGAAGGGGACAGACUAAGUGACGAAGAUUUAUACAAGUUUCUGGCAGACAUGCGGAGACCGUCCUCUGUCCUGCGGCGACUAAGGCCUGUGACAGCUCAGUUGAAAAUCGACAUCUCACCGGCGCCAGACUCCCCACAUUACUGCCUGUCACCCGAACUGCUCCACGUAAAGCCCUACCCGGACCUGCGGGUUCGUCCCACCAAAGAAGUGCUGGAAUUUCCUGCUCGCUAUGUAUAUACACCGAAUACCUCCUAUAGGAACCUGCUUUACGUUUACCCGCAGAGUGUGAACUUCGGCAGCCGCCAGGGCUCGGUGAGAAAUAUCGCCGUGAAAGUUCAGUUCAUGGCGGCAGAGGACCCCAGCCAAGCUUUGCCGGUCAUCUUUGGGAAGUCCAGUUGUGCAGAGUUCACGAAAGAGGCAUUCACCCCCAUCAUCUACCACAACAAGUCUCCUGAGUUCUACGAGGAGAUGAAGCUGAAAAUUCCCGCCAACCUCACAGACAACCACCAUCUUCUCUUUACCUUCUACCACAUCAGCUGCCAAACCAAACAGAACACUCCUCUGGAGACCCCCGUGGGCUACACUUGGAUCCCUCUAAUGCAGCAUGGCCGACUACGCACGGGCUCCUUCAGUUUGCCCGUCUCUGUAGAGAAGCCCCCGCCCAGCUACUCGGUGCUCACCCCCGACGUUCAGCUGCCAGGCAUGAAGUGGGUGGAUAAUCACAAAGGCGUGUUCAACGUGGAGGUGACAGCGACGUCCUCAGUGCACACACAGGACCCCUACCUGGACAAGUUCUUUACUUUAGUGUACGUGCUGGAAGAGUACUCCUUCCCUUUCCGCCUGAAAGACGUGAUCAUUACCGAGGCCAACAUGGAAGGCGAGCUGAAGGCCAGCAUGGCCGCGCUGAAGGGGGCACUGCUGGAGACCUGCGUCAGGUUCCUACACCAGCUGCUCAACAAACUCAUUCAGCUCAUCGUUUACCCUCCGGUCAUCGCUGGUCAAAUUGUAAAUCUUGGCCGUGCUGCCUUCGAAGCCAUGGCUCUUUUGGUCAACCAGAUCCACAAAAAUCUGGAGGGCAACCAGGACCAGCAUGGGCGCAACAACCUGCUGGCGUCCUACAUCCAUUACUGCUUCCGACUGCCAACUGCUGAGCCGGCAAUGCCGCCGCCAACUGGCACGCUCCCCUAUGAGAUGCCGUUACAGUACGCCACCUUCUCCAGAGCGACGGGCCGUCCGACCAGCCUGAACUUGGCUCGCUCUAAAAGUAUCAGCAACUCUGACCCCGACUUGGCCAGCACUCCGGUUUCUCCUGAUGAAGAAGUGCAAAGGAUCAUCGGCAGCAAGGGCAUUGAUCGCUCCCACUCCUGGGUAAACUCUGCUUGUGCCCCCGGGGGCUCCAGAUCUGUGCUACGCCGGAACCCCAACUCCAGCUGUGAGCUCAAGCAGACAAACGACCGCAGCAACAAUCGCAUGUCUGCCUUUUUGGACAGCGUGGCCUCAUAUUCAGUCCCCGCGAGGCAGAUUACAAAAAAGCUGCUCCACGAAGAGCUGGCUCUGCAGUGGGUGGUCAGCACUAGCAAUGUGCGGGAAGCGGCGCUGCAACAGGCCUGGUUCUUCUUCCAGCUCAUGGUCAAAAGCAUGGCACAACACUUGUUCCUCACCUCAAAAUUAGACGUUGCUCGACGUCAGCGCUUUCCGGACCGCUUUGUGGACGACAUUGCUGCGCUUGUUUGUGCCAUCAGUGCAGACAUUGCCAGUAGAUACCACAAGGAUGUGGAGCUGGUGGAGAGGUUAAAUAGCAGUCUGGCCUUCUUCCUCAAUGAUCUGCUGUCUCUCAUGGACAGAGGCUUCGUGUUCAACCUUGUCCGCUCCUACUACAAACAGAUUGGCAACAAGUUCCACAUGACUCCGAACCCAAGCUCUCUGAACGCUCUGCGGAUGGACUUCAUACGGAUUGUUUGCAGUCAUGAGCACUAUGUCGUCCUCAACCUGCCCUGCUCUACUCUCAGCCCUCCAGCAUCGCCUUCCCCUUCCACGUCCUCCACCACCUCACAGAGUUCAGCAUUUUCCAGUGUGGCACAAGACCAAGGCGUGGCGACGAUGUUUGAGCUCUCUGUCCCAUUUCGGCAACAGCACUUCCUAUCUGGCCUGCUCCUCACCGAGCUGGCACUCAUACUUGAUCCCGAAGGAGAAGGAGUUUUUUUCCUUCAUAAAAAAGCUAUCAGCGCAGUUCACUCCCUGCUGUGCAGCCACGAUUCUGAUCCGCGCUACAGCGACCCUCAAGUCCGAGCCCACGUCGCUCAGCUGUACUUGCCCCUCCUCCCCAUCGUCACGGAGGCCCUGUAUCAGCUGCAUGACUUUUCAGACUCCGCGCCGUCUCGAGUCCGCCACGCCCACGCCGACAACGCUGACCUAGACGGUAGCAGCACUAUCAGUCAGUCUGUUGCCAUGGCGAUUGCCGGCUCCCCGUUGCCGCAUGCCAAGGUUAACCCAUUUGCAAUUCCCACAGUGGCUGGGCGCCAGGGCAGCUCUCUGUCAGCCGAGUGCAGCCGAACUCUGCUGGUGUGCUUCCUUUGGGUGCUGAAGAACGCCGAUUCCUCUCUCCUGGAGCGCUGGGUGUCAGAUCUAUCAGUGCAGCAAAUCAACCGCCUGUUGGAUCUGCUGCAUCUCUGCAUAUCCUGCUUUGAAUACAAGGGUAAGAAGGCUCUGGAGAGGAUCAACAGCUUGACGUUUAAGAAGUCUCAGGACAUGAAGGCCCGUCUGGAGGAGGCCAUUCUCGGUACCAUUGGCGCUCGUCAGGAGAUGGUGCGCCGUUGCCGAGAGAGGAGUCCCUAUGGCAGCCAGGAGAAUGUGAGGUGGAGAAAGAACGUCACUCACUGGAGACAAAACAUAGACAGGAUCGACAAGACUAAGGCUGAAGUGGAGCAGGAGUCUGUAGUAGAUGGAAACCUUUCUACGGAGGCGUCUCUGGUAGUAUUGGAUACACUGGAGAUAGUAGUCAAGACUGUGGUGGCAUCGGAGCUGAAGGAAAGCGUGCUAGGCGGCGUGCUCAGAGUUCUUCUCCACAGCAUGGCAGGCAACCAGAGCGCCCUCUUCCUGCAGCACUGCUUCACGACACAGAGAGCUCUUGUCUUUAAGUUCCCAGAGAUGCUGUUUGAAGAGGACACUGAGCUUUGUGCCGACCUGUGCCUUCGUCUGCUGCGCCACUGCAGCAGUAGCAUCGCCUCUGUCAGAAGUCACGCCUCAGCCUCGCUUUACCUGCUCAUGAGGCAAAACUUUGAGAUCGGAAAUAAUUUUGCCCGAGUAAAGAUGCAGGUCACAAUGUCUCUGUCCUCGUUGGUGGGAACCUCACAGACCUUUAAUGAGGAACAUCUCCGCCGGUCUCUCAAGACCAUCCUGACAUACGCCGAGGAGGAUGUGGAGCUGCGUGACACCCCCUUCCCAGAGCAGGUUCAGGAUCUAGUGUUCAACCUGCACAUGAUACUCACAGACACUGUGAAGAUGAAGGAGCAUCAGCAGGAUCCUGAAAUGCUCAUUGACCUAAUGUACAGGAUUGCAAAGGGCUACCAAAACUCCCCAGACCUCCGCCUCACGUGGCUUCAGAACAUGGCGGGCAAGCACUCUGAGAGGGGAAACCACGCAGAGGCGGCCCACUGUCUUGUACACAGCGCUGCGUUGGUGGCGGAAUACCUCAACAUGUUGGAGGAUUGCCGUUACCUGCCUAUUGGCUGUGUCACCUUUCAAAAUAUUUCCUCUAACGUGCUGGAGGAGUCAGCCGUAUCAGAUGAUGUCCUAUCACCAGAGGAGGAGGGUAUUUGUGCUGGAAAAUACUUCAGUGAAUCCGGCCUGGUGGGCCUCCUGGAGCAAGCAGCUGCCUCUUUUAACAUGGCCGCCAUGUACGAGGCCAUAAAUGAAGUGUACAAGAUCCUUCUGCCCAUCCAUGAAGCCAAUCGAGACUUCAAAAAGCUGGCUACGGUACACGGGAAGCUGCAGGAUGCCUUCAACAAAGUCUACAACCAAAGUUCAGGAUGGGAGCGAAUGUUUGGCACCUACUUCCGGGUGGGUUUCUAUGGCUCUCGAUUUGGGGACCUGGAUGAGCAGGAAUUUGUCUACAAAGAGCCCUCAAUUACGAAGCUGGCUGAGAUCUCCCAUAGACUUGAGGAGUUCUACUCAGAGAGGUAUGGGGACGAAGUGGUUGAAAUAAUCAAAGACUCCAACCCAGUGGACAAAAACAAACUGGAUGCCAACAAGGCCUAUCUCCAGAUCACCUACGUCGAGCCUUUCUUCGACACCUACGAGCUGAAGGAAAGAAUCACUUACUUUGACAAGAACUACAACCUGCGCACUUUCAUGUACUGCACGCCCUUUACACUGGACGGCCGUGCCCACGGAGACCUGCAUGAGCAGUACAAGCGCAAAACCAUCCUGACAGCGUCGCAUGCGUUCCCGUACAUCAAGACACGCGUCAACGUCGCUCACAAAGAGGAGAUCAUCCUGGUGCCCAUCGAGGUUGCAAUUGAGGACAUGCAGAAGAAGACGCAGGAGCUCGCCUUCGCCACGAACCAGGACCCGGCUGACUCCAAGAUGCUGCAGAUGGUGCUGCAGGGCUGCGUGGGCACCACCGUCAACCAGGGCCCCCUGGAGGUGGCUCAGGUCUUUCUCACCGACAUCCCCGAUGACCCCAAACUUUUUCGCCAUCACAACAAAUUGCGGCUAUGCUUUAAAGACUUUGCAAAGAGGUGCGAGGAUGCCCUGAGAAAGAACAAGGCUCUGAUUGGGCCCGAUCAGAGGGAGUACCACAGAGAGCUGGAGAGGAACUACAAUAAACUCAAAGAAGCGCUGGGUCCUCUCAUCAACCGCAAGAUCCCGCAGCUGUACAGGACCCUGUCGAUUCCGGCUACACAAACACAGCGGAACUCCUACAAUCGCUCCAGCCUCCGAAGAGUCGAGGGCUGAGGCCAACCUGACGGCUUUGCCACCUGCCCUGCCCCAAUAGCAAUUGUCGAUAUUUUACAACACACACUGACAUCCUCUCGUGCUUUAAUCACCCGCCCCUCUCCUCAUUAUCAUCACUCACCCACACACACAGACAUCACUCGUAGCCUCCCCCACUCCCCUCGCCUCCACUUUCACACCUCAGCUGUUUAUACUGGAAGGUUAUCUGCACUGCAAACAUCUUUUUUUUUUUUUUAAGAGGCCCUGAGUGACUGCAGCCUUGUUAGCACACAUUAUGGGCCGGCACAGGGACAAAAAAAAAA